AUGUGUGGUGCAUUUGCUGGCUCAGCAAUUGCACAGGGACCAUGUGUUGGCCGAAUCGAUCGGUGGUCAGAGUGGGACCCGACAAGCCCGGAACCACUUUGGCUCCUUCUCUCAGGUGCCACAGAUCCACCUAAAGAAAUUGGAAUUUCUAAGAGACGAACUCGGGAUGCACAAGGAGAUAGGAAUGGUGUAUUUUUAGCUGGUGUGACUCGUGAUUUAGUCAACAUGGAAGAUGUAGUCGGAUCAAAGCUGUACAACACUGUUAAAGAUCUUUAUCUCACUAAGCAUGCAGCUCUUCGACACAUCACCUUGCUUUUUGAAAAAUGCAAGGACACAAACGCCAAGCCUAUGUUGUACUAUACAGGGCAUGGUGAAAUUGGUACUGGAAACUGGUGCUUUUCAGAUGGGACAAUCAGUAUUCAAGAGAUUUUUGACAUGGUGCCUGGUGGCUGUUAUUACCCACUGAUAUUCAGUGAUGCCUGUUACAGUGGUCACUGGGCAAAUUUCUGUCUUAGGCAAAGUAUUGGUGGUUUUUUCCACUGCCUAGCAGCAUGUCCGGAGUACUCAACGGCUCUUGAUACCAAAGGUGUGCAUGAUUCACAUGCUUUAAUUAAUAUGGGAAACCCAGUUAAAUUAUAUUAGGCGUACGCUAGUGGCGCCGGUACGAGUUCGAAGUAUCCACUCAAACAAAGCUUCCGCCAUUAAGCUAUAUGGGAAACGCCCAUCGUGAUUCUUUCUACAGAGGAGCCUCGAUGUAACAGAGGGCCAAGGGAUUGUCAAAAUUUGUUCGCUAUACAGUGCAACCCCGAUAUAACGAAGCUCUAUAUAACGACACCCUCGGUAUAACGAACGAUUUUGUUUUCAACCCGUUGGUAUUAAUAGUAAAUUAUUCAUGAAGAGAAAGCACAAUAUAACGACACCUCGACGUUUAAUAUGGCGAACAAAUUUUAUACAAUUAUUGGAUGAGAUUUUUGUGAUAUCCAGAAUAAUUAAGGUCGAGGUAGGGGUUAUCAGGUUAUUAUUAAAAACCGCGCGAAUCUAAUAAUUGUUUUAUUAUACAUUGAACGAAUCCUCUCUUUCUCGCUUCUGACGUAACAUGUUUUCAAAGUUUGUUCCAACUGUUUCUUUGCCUCAGGUUCUCUCUGUUUUUUCUCUUUCACGUAAUCAGCAGACAGCUCCUUUGCCAUCUUCGUCGACUUUUUUGUGUUUGUGAGUCCCUGUCUUCAACUACUUUUUCGAUGUCUUGCUUGGUCAACGAAGCAAACCUGGAAGUCAUGUUUUGGCUUCUUCACUGACGGCAAGCAACACAAAGCGCGCGGACUUGACGUGAUUACCGUUAGAAAUCAUGCACCGCGGUCGUACAUGACAUGAUUACCCGUGACCUUAUUGUAUAAUCAGCAGCUAGAUGACGUCCCAGGCGCUGAUUUCGAAAAUUCACCGUACGCUUUCGGCCAAUCAGAAAGAGAUGGUGUGUUCAAUGUAUAAUAAUGCCAAUUACUUGGUCCUUUGUUAUACCGAGGUUCCACCGGCAUUUGUACGGGGUUUCGUUAUAUCGAGGUUCUUUUCCACAUAUUUUACUACAAUCGAGCCUUCACUAACGGCCACCUCUCUACCAUGGCCUUUUUUUUGGUCCUGACGGACAGCAGUCCAUGAAUUGACUCUUGUUUAAACCUCGCAACGACGCCAAUGGCCACUAAAGCGUGACCCCAACUGCCAAAAUAACUUCUCGAAAACGGCCAUUUUUUUCAGCGACUGCCGAAAAAGUCAGAAAUGGUCGUCAAAUUUGAUCCGUGUGUCGCGUUGAGGUUUAAUGGCAAUCUUAUGUUCAAUGUACGUGCUCUAUUUAUUUUGCUGCGGCAAGCUUAAAUUGUCAAGUACGAUACUUAUGGCGAAUGUUGCGAGACUUGCUCAUUUUGUCAUUUUUUAUUCAAGACAUUUAUUUAGUACUAUCUAAGUUUUUUGUGUAUUUUAUCUCUAUAUAUAUCAUUUAUGACUGGAUUACCAUUAUGGGAUACAGUAAGCAUGAACUUGGCACAAUAAACAUGAUGUACCCCCUAAAGAAAUUUGUCUUAUGUCACCCCUUCCUCCCCAUAACGGCCACCUCUCCACAAAAGGCCAUUUUCUUCCGUCCCCAAGGUUAGGGUUCUUUAUAUCGAUGACUUCGUCAUAUAGAGGUUAGUUAUAUAUGGGGGUUCUAUUCUACUGACAUUCUGCACUUUUCAAAUUAUUUGUAGAUAAAGGAGGAGAACUAACAUUGUACAUGACUGGAAACAAACUACGGCCAAGAACAGAGCCCAUGUAUAGUGGCGGAAAUAGACAUGACUUCCCCAUCACCAGUGGAUAUGCGACAGUUAGUUACACUGAUUUUAUCAGUAGCCAUGUUUUUAAUAGCCAAAACAUUUUGAUUUCCCAGAGCAUGAAUAAUGGCUUCUUCUCAGGAAUUUUUGCGAGUUCAGAACUUUACAAUCCAAGACCUGCGACAACUUGGGGAAUUAGACGAAACUACGACGAGUUUCUUGCGUUCACUAAAGGGGUAUGGAAAUCAAAGGAAAUAUACUCCCUUGCCUGUGAUGAGAAGUUUGGGUUCGGGGCGUUCUUUAUGAAAGGCUACGGCACGAAACAAUGCAUUGUAAAAAGUACGGAUAAUAUUAAGAAACAUCGGAAUAACGGUCUUAAGAUAACUUCAUGUGCUGCCCUAGAUUCAAGAUUUUACAUCGUCAUGACAAAAGACACUAAGGAAUACCGUGGAAAAGGGCAGAAGUGGUUUACUUGUAGUACCUGGACAUCAACAAAUGUUGAAAUACAGGAGGGAUACCAAGAAGGAAAAGCUAUCACUGGAAUAUGUUAUUCCAGUGGGCUGAAGCUGUAUUUUGUUGUGAUGACAGCCUCAAUGGGGGCGCAGUGUUUCAGCUGGUUCGACACGACUGAACAAAAAGCCAUGAAUGAUUGGGAAUUUGAGAAAUUUAAACAGGGAUUCCAUCCUUCUAUCAUCUUCAAGGAUCCAACUGACAAUAAUAUUUUAAUUGUGAUGACUAAGGAUGAAAAUAUAUCGGCUUAUGUACGUCGUUCUGACUUUAAAUUAAGGUAG
Molecule: messenger RNA, 3088 nt
Organism: Porites lobata
Lineage: Eukaryota; Metazoa; Cnidaria; Anthozoa; Scleractinia; Poritidae
Source: the annotation of a GenBank genome assembly